GCGAAAACCAGUGAAUAGGUACGCGGCUACAUUUGCCUGCAGUCAUGGCGAACUUGACGGACGUAGCGACGCCGCAGCAGUUUGAGGAGCUACUAAAAAAGGCCGGCAGGUCUCUCACAGUUGUCCAUUUCCAUGCACCAUGGGCUCCACAGUGCUCUCAGAUGAACGAUGUGAUGGAGGAGUUAGCCAAGGAGCACAAACAUACCAUGUUUGUCAAGCUGGAGGCUGAAGCAGUCCCUGAGGUGUCUGAGAAAUAUGAGAUCAGCUCAGUUCCUACGUUCCUCUUUUUCAAGGGCGGCGAGAAGAUUGACAGGCUGGAUGGCGCACAUGCCCCUGAGCUGACCAAUAAGGUGCAGCGGCUGGCGUCCAGUGGGGGAGGGCCUGCCGGGGUGGGGGACGUCCCUAAAGAGGAGCUUAACGAGAGACUGAAGAAACUCAUCAACGCUGCGCCCUGCAUGCUGUUCAUGAAGGGAUCGCCGCAGGAGCCACGUUGCGGCUUCAGCAGGCAGAUAGUGCAGAUUCUGAAGGACCACAACAUCCAGUACAGCAGCUUUGAUAUCCUAUCUGACGAGGAGGUUCGGCAGGGGCUGAAGACCUACUCCAACUGGCCCACCUACCCUCAGGUGUAUGUUAGUGGAGAGCUGGUUGGAGGGCUGGACAUUGUCAAGGAGCUGGUUGCAUCUGGCGAGAUUGAGAAUACCUUCCCCAAGACUGUCACACUGGAACACAGGUUGAAAUCUCUCAUAAACAAAUGUCCUGUCAUGCUCUUUAUGAAAGGAAAUAAAGAGGUCGCCAAAUGCGGAUUCAGCCGUCAGAUUCUUGAAAUAAUGAACAGCGUGGGAGUUGAAUAUGACACCUUUGAUAUUCUUCAGGAUGAAGAGGUUAGGCAGGGCCUAAAGGCGUAUUCCAACUGGCCAACAUAUCCACAGCUUUAUGUAAAAGGGGAACUCAUCGGAGGCCUGGAUAUCAUCAAGGAGCUGAAAGAGAACGGUGAGCUGGAGUCAGUGCUCAGAGGAGAGAACUAAGAGAAGAGAUGGGAACAAAGUUACGCCAAAAGUCUCUGCUGCUGUAAUCAGAGGCAUCCUAGAGGUCACAGGGGGACAACCCGUUGUAUUCCAGCCAGUUUAUUUCUUUUUGGAGAUAAGAUGAACUAAUGUGGAGAUGCAGUGUUGUUGUGCAGGAUCCACCAGUGAAUUGAGAAAUGAUUGCUGCAAAUCUAAUAAAGCCAUUGCCUCUGUUAGAAGUGAA
Molecule: messenger RNA, 1248 nt
Organism: Colossoma macropomum (tambaqui)
Lineage: Eukaryota; Metazoa; Chordata; Actinopteri; Characiformes; Serrasalmidae
Gene: glrx3
Product: glutaredoxin 3
Exons: 11
Coding region: 45-1025 (326 amino acids)
Source: RefSeq, a predicted model, not a curated record